This is a messenger RNA of Dermatophagoides pteronyssinus (European house dust mite), 1958 nucleotides long. RefSeq names its product oxidative stress-induced growth inhibitor 1-like. The record is from RefSeq and is a predicted model, not a curated record. NCBI's taxonomy places the organism in Eukaryota, Metazoa, Arthropoda, Arachnida, Sarcoptiformes, Pyroglyphidae.
GGUUGACCUGAUUUUUGUUUUUAUUCAAAAUUAUCCGCAUAUAAAUGAAUUGUUAUGGCCAGAAAAGACACAUCAAAGCAAAAUUCUUAUAAACAAGAUGAUUCAUACUUUGAUCGAAUUGAAUCUACUAAUGUAUUGGUUAUCGGUAAUGGUCCAUCGGCGAUAACACUAAGUUUUUUAUUAGCUGGUCAUUGGCCUUAUUAUUCACCGGAAGAUUUUCAAACCCAUAGUGAGAAUGUACCAAAUCCAACAUUGCAAACUCUACAUGAUCGAAUAUUAGAUCAUUGUGCUUUAGAACCCUGUUAUCGUGAUAAAUAUGGUAAUGAAAAUGAGUCAUUAUCGAGACCAAAACUACGUUCUUUAAUGGAAUCCGACCUGAUGGAACUUGGUCUAAAUCUUGUUGGCCGUACCGGAGCUAAUCCUAUUUCCGUAUUAAUGGAUCAGCUUCAACAUCCAAAUGCUGAUUUCGGUGAACGUAAUUCUUCCUUAUUAAAAUGGACAUAUCGACCUGAUCGUAGUGUGGAACACGUAGUGAUUGGUACAUCCGAAUCACCCGGAGGUAUUUGGCAUGCCAUUGCCAAGACAUGCUUGUCCAAACUUCGUUCCACUUCUUCUACCGAAAUGCUUACGUUAUCGAGGAGAUCAUUGAUGCAACUGCCCGUCUUGCCUAUAUAUGAUGACGAGAAUCAUCAAAAUGAUAGUGAUGGCGAACUUCCUUUGGAAAAUCGAAUUCCUUAUCGAGUAGUUGCCGAUUAUUAUCGCCGAUAUGUUAAUCAUUUCGGUUUAGACAAAUAUUUUCGCAAUUACACCCGUGCAACAUCAUUAGAUUGGGAUCCGAUAAGUCAUUGUUUUAUCGUUGAUACAGUAAGCCGAAAAUCAUCAUCAUCGCCAUCUAAACAACAUAAAUAUCGUAUUCGAUAUCGUGCCAAGCGUGUAGUGUUGGCCAAGGGUACAUCAACUUCGCCUCGUAUGUUGAACAUAACAGGUGAAAAACUUUCAUUCGUAUUACAUUCAUUGACCAAAUUAGAUGUGAUCAUACGUAAAACACAAUUGUUACCAUGUUGGCGUAUACCGAUGCCCUCAACAUCAAGAAUCAAUUCAUCCGAUCCAGUAUUGAUAGUUGGUUCUGGACUUUCUGUUGCUGAUGCUCUGAUAUUAUUAUCACAACGCUGUCAACGUCAUCCAUUACGCAUCAUACAUUUAUUUCGAAAAUCUAUACGCGAUCGUUCAUUAAUAUUCAACCAAUUAGCAACAAAUGAUUCCAAUUAUCCUGAAUAUUAUCAAGUAUUCCAACAGAUGAAACAUUCUGUUCAGAAUAACGUUCAUUGUUUGGCAUGUUUACCAAAAGGUUCGCAUCAUAUACCAUCAUCAUCAUCAAAACAAUCAUUAUUGCGUUUUGAACAUUAUCAAGCAUAUCAGGAAUGUAUUUUGUCUUCCAUACAAACAAUGGCAAAUGGUCAUCGUACGGCGACAUUAGAGUUUCUGGAUAAAAAUAAAACCGAUUCGACGCUAUGUUGUCGUUGUCAUCGUCCUGUAAGACAUCAGCUCACUGUUCGUAUAUCGUUCGCAUUGAUUUUAAUUGGUUCGAAUCCUCAAUUUGAUUUUGUCGAUGAUAAUAUUCGACAAAAAAUGGCUCGCGAUCCAUCUGCUCCCAUCGAUCAUCGAAUAAAUCCGAUUGACAUUGAUCCAUAUACCCAUGAAUGUAAAGGCGUUCCAGAUCUUUAUGCACUUGGUCCUUUGGUGGGUGACAAUUUCGUUCGCUAUGUUCAAGGUGGUGCAUUGGCAGCUGCCAAUCAUAUCUACCAUAAGGAGCAACAGAAUCCUUAUGACAGUAUAAUCGACAGCAAUCAUUCAUUAUUCGAUAUUGAUGAACGCCGAUGAUCUAAAUUGGCCCCAACAUUCUAAUCGACUGAGAAUAAGUCAAAAAAAAUCAAAUAAACAUAUCAUGAUCGAUUUCA